AUCCAGAAUCAGAUAAUGCAACCACCAUCAAUAAAAUAACAAUUGAACCUGAUCCUUUGGUAGCUAAUAACCCAGGCAGGGUUACAGGUUCUGCAACAACAGAAACUGAGAUUACUGAAGACUACGUAUUUGCUUUUGUUUUUUUUGAUCAAAGCAAGAAAAUGUUUGGCGGAAACUAUACAACAAUUUGUGAUGACGGUAAAACUAAAUGUCCAACUAAAGAAUAUAAUAUUGAUCUUAAAUUUGAUGUUCCCGCUUUUACUUCAUCCGACAUUAUGGCAGCUGCAAUUCUUAAUUAUAAAACAAACAUAACAAUAGCUUGUGGUUAUUCUCAUUUUUCCUAA
Messenger RNA from Racocetra fulgida, 344 nucleotides. NCBI's taxonomy places the organism in Eukaryota, Fungi, Glomeromycota, Glomeromycetes, Diversisporales, Gigasporaceae. The record is from the annotation of a GenBank genome assembly.